Molecule: messenger RNA, 5048 nt
Organism: Mugil cephalus (flathead mullet)
Lineage: Eukaryota; Metazoa; Chordata; Actinopteri; Mugiliformes; Mugilidae
Gene: tab2
Product: TGF-beta activated kinase 1 (MAP3K7) binding protein 2
Exons: 8
Coding region: 775-3045 (756 amino acids)
Biological process (GO): positive regulation of protein kinase activity
Molecular function (GO): ubiquitin binding; K63-linked polyubiquitin modification-dependent protein binding
Source: RefSeq, a predicted model, not a curated record
AGAUGGCUGUCAAACAAAAUUUCGUUGUAACUUGUGUGCAAUGACCAUUAAAGUUCUUGUUGUUCUUCUUUUCCUACUAGCAGACAGCAGCGAGAGGCUUAACCGAUUUUGCAAUCACAACUUUUUCCUCCUUCCUCCCUCGCCACAACUUUGGGAAACUAAAAAAAAAAAAAAGAAAAAAAAAGAAAACAACUCUUCUUCUCGCGAUAGUAACUGGCUGGAGCGGCCGCCAUAUUGUGUGACAGUAUUUUGAUUCGUAUCUGCUGGAAGUGAGGAAAAAGAGAAAAGUGAAGGGCUGUCGAGGGGAGGGGGGGCUGAAGAAGAGGAGCUGUCAAAAAGGUAUUCCCGAGUCUCUGUCAAACGGCGGAGGGCCGAGGCUCGGUAUCCCCCCCCCCAACGCUAUUUCGAGGACACAGAAGGCCCGGGGCCUCGGUGCAGUUGGCUCUUCGUUUCCCUGCCAGUAACUGGACCCUCCUCGGCUUCUCAUCCCCCAGCUCCGCGGCCCUCCGGAGGUCCGGUGGCGGUCUCGGGUGUUGAAGGCGGCCCGGGGAGCGGCGGCGGCGGCGGCGAGACUGUAGCAUAACGCCACUAGUGGGGAAGUGAAAGGCUUGAAUGAGCUGACCUAAGACACAAGCGCUGCUAAUGUCCUGCUGUCUGUUUGCUUCAAAGAGCAUGAUGACAUACAAAGAUGUUCAAAAUGAAAGCUGUUUGCUGCCACAACUGACGCCCCGGUGCACUGAACGGAACAAGCACUCCUGACCUGGCAACAGACGAAUGGCCCAGGGAAGCCACCAGAUUAACAUUCAGGUUUUGCAUGACCUGCGUCAAAAGUUCCCUGAAGUCCCAGAGUGUGUUGUUUCCCAGUGUGUUCUACAGAACAACAACAAUUUAGACGCUUGCUGUGAAUACUUGUCCCAGGUCAGUCCGAGCUACCUGUACAGUGAAGAAGGGAGCCUUGGCUUUUCUGACGACCCCGGCUUCAACAGGUUGCGUAAUCACAUGACCCAGCUGAACCUAGGUUUGCAGUCUCAAAAUGUGCAUGUGGCCCCAGUUCGGGACGGCCUGAGAAUGAACGGCAGCCGGACUCUGGCCCACAGCCUGAGUGACGGGCCCCUCCAGACAGGCACGGCCCCCAACAGUGACUUCUUUCAGCAGGAGCCCCAAUCAGCCCCAGUACAGGUGCCCUCUACUCUUAAUGUGUUUGGUGUGAUGGAACCCACACGAAAACCACAGCCACCACAGCACCUUGGACUCUACCCUCUAGGUGGCAAAGGAGCAACUAUGGGUGCUCAGCAGACUCAGCGCUUCAACCCCAUUACCGUGACACUAGCUCCUCACAUCCAGACAGGACGCAACACCCCUACUUCUUUGCACAUACACGGCGGGACACAGUCGGGCCUCGGCAGUCCACAGGGUAACUCCAUCUACAUCCGACCUUAUGUUAGCCAGCCUGGUACGACCCGGCAAAACCAGCAGCAGGGAGGCAGGGCCCAGUACAGCCCCACUUCCCAGCCCCAGCAGCAAAUCUACCAGAUCUCACACCCCUCCUCUUUGUGCUCCUGGUCCGGCCCGCAGCACUCCUCCUCCUCACAUACCUCACAGCACCAGACCCAGGGCCACCAGACCUCUCAUGUCUACAUGCCAAUCAGUUCUCCCACAAAUCCCCAGCCGCCAUCCAUUCUUCCCAGUGGAAGCCAGGCCUCUUCCUCUGGCGCUCCUUCGUGCUCUUCGUCCUCCUCCUCCUCCUCCUCCUCUGUCAUGCCCGGCUCCCUGUCUACCAUCAGCCAGUACAACAUCCAGAACAUCUCUGGUCCACGGAAAAAUCAAAUAGAGAUCAAACUUGAAUCUCCUCAAAGGAGCAAUUCCACAACAGCAGUGCUGCGGGCAAGCGGUGGACACCGUUCAUCCUCCACCUCCUCUUCUUGUCCCUCAUCUUCCUCCUCUUCAGCUGGGGUGGCUACUGUUCCCAGCACCCCUCUGUCCAUUGGAGGCCCUGGUCUGAGUCGCAGCCAACCCACUGUUUACAUCUCUGCCAGCCCGCCUACUGCUGCUACCACUCCUUCUGAGGAGGCCAUCGUGGCCUCAGCCGGCUCCCGCUCUCAACCCAAGUUUUAUAUUUCUGCCAAUGCGUCCAGUGACGACGGUGGGGGAAGGAACCCUCCCACAGUCUACAUCUCAGCAAAUCCUCCCUUGCCAGGGACCUCAGGGGCCAGGAGCCAAGUGAGCAUGGGCCCAGCAUACAUUCACCACCAUCCACCUAAAUCCCGUGCCUCUGUCGGCGGGGGAGGCACAGCUUCUUCCCCUCGUGUGGUGGUGACUCAGCCUAACACCAAAUACACUUUUAAAAUCACUGUGUCUCCCAAUAAGCCCCCAGCUGUGUCCCCUGGAGUCGUGUCCCCGACUUUUGAGCCCAACAACCUCCUCAGCCUACCCUCAGACCACCACUUUGUGGAGCCAGACCCCCUGCAUCUCUCAGACCCGCUGUCGCCACACAGGGAAAGGCCGAGUGAGCCUCGGAGGCUCAGCAUGGGCUCUGAUGAUGCAGCGUACACACAAGCAUUGUUGGUGCAUCAGAAGGCUCGGAUGGAGAGACUGUGGCACGAGUUGGAAAUGAAGAAGAAGAAGCUGGAGAAACUAAAAGAGGAGGUCAACGAGAUGGAGAAUGACCUGACCAGGAGACGACUGGAGAGAUCCAACUCAGCCUCUCAAAUUCCUUCUAUCGAGGAAAUGAAGCAGUUGCGCUGCAAAAACAGGUCACUGCAGAUCGACAUUGACUGCCUCAGCAAAGAAAUCGAUCUUCAAGCAAGAGGACCACACUUUAAUCCCAGUGUAAUCCAUAAUUUUUAUGACAACAUUGGAUUCCUUGGUCCUGUCCCACCCAAACCCAAAGGUACUUUAUCUGUUGACUCGGGCAGUAAGGUUGCGAAGCCCAUCGACGACCCGGGCGAGGACGAGGAGAAGCAGUGGAGCUGUACGGCCUGCACCUUCCUCAACCACCCUGCCCUCAACCGCUGUGAACAGUGCGAUUUCCCGCGGAACUUCUGAGCCAACGAGGCUGUGAUGCGCCGCCCUUUCCUCUGCCCUCCUGUCUUCUACCAGACUAGAACACACAAGGGCCCUUUCUGCUUCUUUUUUUUUUUUUUUUUUUUUUUCAUCACAGAUGUAUGAGAACUCGGACCGUCAUUGUGCAUCACGCGGCCUGUUUUUUUUUUUUUUUUUUUUUUUUUCCUCCGUUUUUCUUCUUUCUCCAAGGUUUGUAGAAUGCUGUCCACCGAAGGCUUGACUGGAUAGUGUUUACAGCUUGUGCUUCUUCCUAAAGGCCAGCAGCGUCAGACGAUACCUCACCUUAGAGACUCGGAUUGCGUGGGGUCACCUCUCCCCCUGUUCUGCUCGACGGGUGACACUUUACCCCCGGGGAUACCUUGCUGCUCCCACUUACAGUAUUACGAGCGUGGCCCUGCAGUGUGACGUACACACACUUACACGUGCACACAACCACACGGGUGCCAACGUGCCUUUGCUGAGUUCAUGGUUUAGUUUUUUCUUUUUCUGUGGUGGCAUGACCGAGGAUUGGGAACUGUGUUCAGCCGCCGCACACCAUCUGAAGGGAAAACCAACAGACUACUCGUGGAAAAGUUUGUUUGCUGUUUCUAAAGGAUGCCAAAGGGGGAAUAGCCAGUGUCGCUGCCACUCAAACGUGCCUCUUGUCCCCCCCCCCCCCCCCCGCAGCAUCCCCGUUCUGUGUCUUCAAUCAUGAGUUAAUGGAAAAAAGAAAAAAAAAAAGAAACGUCAUUGCAUGCUUUGUGUACAGUACACGGAGGCAGAAACUCCCCUGGAGCUUUUUACUGUACAUAAUUUUAGAAUGUGCCUUAAAAAUCUUCUUCCUCACACUAUGAAUUACUUUUAUUUCCUGUAAGUAUAGCUUUAUAGACUUUAUUAACUUUUUUUUUUUUUUUGUCUUGUUUUGUUUCCCUUUUUCCAAACAAAUAAGCACCGUGCUCCCUUUUUAAGCUUUUUACUCGAUUUCUGUGAGAGUUGAAGCCUUGCAGAAGGAGAGGAGCAGAGCAAUUAAAAGCCCUUGCAGUCAUCAUGAAGCUACAUCUGCCUAGUCUGUUCAUCGCUUGUGUUAUUGCUGUAUUCCCUGUGUACGAUCUGCAGAUGCAGCAAAGUGGAAGGCGAUGGAGGAGUCUUUUUUUUGUGUGUUUCCUUUGUUUUCCAGGACGCCAAAUAUGUUCGAGACUGUUGGGGGUGGGGUGGGGUGGUAAAAAUGCAAAAUUACAAACUGCCAUCUAUUCUGACAACUGGAAUACAGGUUUGAUGUUUGGGGACAACUACACCUCAGUGCAAAGAGACACUCAUUUUCCAGUACAAUCAGCGUCGAUGUCGAAGCUCCUGGAGCAGCUGGUUGGGUUCCAGGUUUCCAUGUUGCCACGCGCCUGAAUUAUGUCUCUGUUCCUAUAAUGUAGAAGUACCGGAAAGGUCACAAUUGUCACAUCUUGGAAGCAGACAAGGCGAAAAACCUCAAAACGUAAGCACAACACGACUGUCCACUUUGUAUACUCUUAUUUUUAUUUGGCUCGGUUCAUCCUCCUAAGCUUUUAUUGAUGAGGGUGUUUCUAAAGUUUACUUUUUGUCAUUAAGUUACCUUAACUGUGGAGUAGUUACUUUGUUUUUUUCCCACAUUUGUGAAAUGUUGCCUUGCAUUAGUGCCUUUGAAUUUGUAUCGAUAAUGUAUCCUGUCACAUCCAAGUGCCCUUUUAAAACCAAAUUCUUAGUAUUGUUUAAACCCUUUUAAAAGUAGAAGAUGAAUUAAUGUCUCUUAAGCACUUAUGUCAUACUUUUCUCCUUUUCCAGCCCAAAGAAAACCUUUUUUUUUUUUUUUUAAAGCUUUUUCUGCACCUCAGUGUGAAGAGGCAGUUUAUUCAUGUUAUAUUAAAAUGGGAAAAAAAUAAUUUGGAUAUCUAAAGUUUUUGGAUCUUAGCUGGGAAACUGUCUUUGUAACAGAUAAGUUAUUUGUAAAAAUAAUAAAAAAAAAAAUCUAUUCUGAA